CUUAGUCUCAGUUAUACGUGUUGCUUUGAGUCCCAGUGGACAGAGUUUACUCUUACAAACGCCAACCGAAAACUGCAGAGGACCUGCAACAUCAAACGAAGACGCAGAGCACUUUUCCAAAGAGGAGAGGCGCCGUGGAUUAAACAGCACCGGUUUCCAGUGUCAAACUCGACUCCAUGUCCAGGAGAGGAAUUUAACUCAAGAGGAACAAGAAACCAAACACUUGCCUAUUCCUGUGCCGCAAAUGGACACACUGGAGAUCUUUUAAAGGACUGAUCGUUUCCAGAACCUUUGCGAUCUCCCUGGAUAUUCUCUGAUUAAAUUAACAUCUCGCUACCGAGAGCCACGGAGAUGGAUGGGGUGUCUGAUCAGCCCCGCUGGAUGCAUCACCACCCCGUGCUGAACGGACAACACCCCGAGUCUCAUCAUCCCGGCCUGGGGCACAACUACAUGGAGCCCACGGCGCAGCUCCUGCCUCCGGACGAGGUGGACGUUUUCUUUAAUCACCUGGACUCGCAAGGAAACCCUUACUACCACAAUUCUGCCAGGGCCAGAAUGUCCUACAGCCAAGCGCACGCUCGUCUGACGGGGACUCAGGUCUGCCGGCCUCAUGUCCUCCACAGUCCAGGGAUUUCAUGGCUGGACGGAGGGAAAGCAGCCCUGUCGGCUCACCACCACAACGCCUGGGCCGUCAGUCCCUUCACCAAGCCCAGCCUGCAUCAUCCCGGUUCUGCAUCUCCUGGCGCUCUCUCUGCCGUUUACCCGUGCAGCAGCAGCAACUCAAACACGGUCUCCGCAUCCUCGUUAACGCCGCCAUCCCACUCCGGCUCCCACCUGUACGCCUUUCCUCCCACACCGCCCAAAGACAUAUCACCGGAUCCCGGGGCCGCGUCUCCAUCGUCCUCCGCCACCAUUAUGGACGAGAAGGAAUCUAUCAAAUACCAUGUGUCGUUACCGGAGGGCAUGAAGAUGGAAGGCUGCAGUCCGCUGCGAAGCAGCCUGGCCUCAAUGAGCGCCCAAACCCCCUCCACGCACCAUCACAUCGCGACGUACGCUCCCUACUCUCUCCCGGCGGCCCACGAGUACGGCAGCAGUCUGUUCCACCCAGGCAGCCUGCUGGGAUCAUCGCCCAGCUUCACCUCCAAGAACAAAAGCAAGACACGGUCCUGCACCGAGGGCCGUGAGUGUGUAAACUGUGGAGCCACAUCUACACCCCUAUGGAGACGUGACAGCACCGGACACUACCUGUGCAAUGCCUGCGGCCUGUAUCACAAGAUGAACGGCCAGAACAGACCCCUCAUAAAACCUAAACGCAGGCUGUCUGCUGCCAGACGAGCAGGCACCUGUUGCGCUAACUGUCAGACGACCACCACCACACUCUGGCGGCGCAAUGCAAAUGGAGACCCGGUGUGCAACGCCUGCGGCCUCUACUAUAAACUGCAUAAUGUGAACCGGCCUCUGACCAUGAAAAAAGAGGGAAUACAGACACGCAACCGGAAAAUGUCCAACAAAUCCAAAAAGAGCAAGCGGUGCAGCGAUAGCUACGAAGAGUUUUCCAGAAGCCUACAUGACAAGAGCUCUCCCUUCAGCGCCGCUUCUCUGGCCAGUCACAUGUCCAUGGGCCACUUACCGCCUUUCAGCCAUGCUGGACACAUGCUCCCCACGCCCACACCAAUUCACCCAUCAUUUGGCCACCCACACCACUCUAACAUGGUGACGGCUAUGGGCUGAGAGGGCGAUGAGAGGGGGUGGCAUAUUUCAAGAACCUGAGAUGAUUAUGUGAAGGGGGAUGAGGGUCUGAACAGAGGACUAUGUGUACAGUGUUACAGACAUGCAGCAUGCAUGUCUUCAUCCUGGUUGUCUCUUGACUGAUUUAUGCCAGUGGUGCAUAGUGAAAAGAGAGGAUCUUUUACUCCUUAUCUGUGGGUACCAAUUUUGAUGGAGAAACAUUUGGCUCAGUGUGGAUCAGGCGCACACAUAUAAACAUAAAAAUAUCUUUGCACCUCAGAGUUUUGUCCCCACUGACUGCUGUGUGGGUCAACUUGUGCUGAACUGGUUUAUGGUUACUGUGAAUAUUGUAAAUGUGUAAGACUGGCAGGAGCACCCCCAACAGAAAAAUGCCCUUCAUUACUUAAAUAUGCUGUUUUUUUGUUCUUUUGGUUUUUUUUUCAUGGACAAUUUUGAAGCAAUUUUCCCCAAAAGAAAAGACAGAUGAAAAAAGUUUAUUAAUUCUAAUUUGACACUGUUUAUUAUAAUUAUUGUUAUUAUAAUUAAUAUUGUUAUUCAGAUAAUUUAUUUUCACUAUUGUUUUAUCUUUUUCUUUUAUAAUAUUACCUGAAUUGUAAUAUGGAUACUGUUAUCCCAGUUAUGAGUAUAUUUUUAGCUGAAGUGCUUUGUCUGAGCUGGUCAACAUUUAUACUCUAAAGAAAUAAAGAGAUCAAGUUCAUUAUA
Melanotaenia boesemani (Boeseman's rainbowfish) is the source of this 2451-nucleotide messenger RNA. RefSeq names its product GATA binding protein 2b (gene gata2b). The transcript is spliced from 6 exons. Bases 352 to 1731 code for a protein of 459 amino acids. The record is from RefSeq and is a predicted model, not a curated record. Lineage: Eukaryota; Metazoa; Chordata; Actinopteri; Atheriniformes; Melanotaeniidae. Gene Ontology annotation, biological process: negative regulation of transcription by RNA polymerase II; cell fate commitment; positive regulation of angiogenesis. Gene Ontology annotation, molecular function: RNA polymerase II cis-regulatory region sequence-specific DNA binding; zinc ion binding; DNA-binding transcription factor activity, RNA polymerase II-specific. Gene Ontology annotation, cellular component: nucleus.